Molecule: messenger RNA, 1176 nt
Organism: Gracilinanus agilis (Agile Gracile Mouse Opossum)
Lineage: Eukaryota; Metazoa; Chordata; Mammalia; Didelphimorphia; Didelphidae
Product: interferon-induced protein with tetratricopeptide repeats 5-like
Exons: 1
Biological process (GO): defense response to virus
Cellular component (GO): cytosol
Molecular function (GO): RNA binding; protein binding
Source: RefSeq, a predicted model, not a curated record
ACUUACUUGGACAAGGUGGAAGCAAGUUGUAAGAAGCUGUCAAGUGCCUUCCAGUACAAGGUUGACUUUCCAGAGAUGGACUGUGAAAAAGGCUGGUCUCUGCUUUCAUUAGGAGGGAGGUAUUAUGAGAGGGCCAAAGCCUGUUUUGAAAAGGCCCUGCAGUCAGACCCUGAGCACCCCGAAUUUAACACUGGAUUUGCCAUUGUCAUGUACCGUAUGGAUGAAAUUUAUAGAGAUGGGACUGAUAGUAAAAGCCUUUCUCUGAGCCCUUUGAAGAAGGCACUUAGCCUGGAUCCAAAAAAUACAUUUCUGAAGGUUCUCUUGGCACUAAAGCUUCAGGAUAUAGAGGAAAGCUCUAAAGGAGAAAAAUACAUUAAGGAAGCCCUUGACCAAGUACCAGUGGAGCCAUAUGUCCUACGCUAUGCAGCAAAAUUUUACCGCCGAGAAGAUAACCCAGAGAAGGCUAUUAAGCUCUUAAAAAAGGCCUUAAAACUGGCACCAACCUCUGCUUUCCUCCUUCACCAAAUGGGCCUUUGUUAUAGGUCUCAAAUGAUCCAAAUCAAGAAGGCCACAAGGAACAAGCCAAGGGGAAAGGACAAAGAGGAAGUUGACAGGCUAGUCCGAACUGCUAUUUUUUAUUUUGAAUCAGCCAUUAAACAGAAACCUUUAUUCGUGUUUGCUCACUUAGAUUUAGCCAAUAUGUACUCUGAAGUAGAUCAGCUUAGAGAAGCAGAAGACCUUUUUAAAAAAGCCCUGGGCCUGGAGCAUGCCAGAAAACGGGAGAAGCAAGGAGCCCAUUACCGAUAUGGCCGUUUCCUGGAAUAUACCAGGAGGGCUGAAGAUAUCGCCAUUCAUCAUUAUUUAGAAGGGAUAAAGGUAAAUCCUGAGUCUUGCACCAAAAUUGUUGAGGUUUUACAGAGAUUAGCUACCAAACGGCUGAAUCAGAAUUCUUUAGAUACAAAGAGUUUGGGAGCUCUUGGCUUCAUUCACAAGCUGAAGGGAGAGAAAGAAGAAGCUUUAGAAUAUUAUGAAAAGGCCCUGAAGCAGGAUCCUAAUAAUAGUGAAUAUAUCAGUGCUCUGUUAGAGCUGCGCCUCUCCUUUUAAAAUCCCACAUUUUAUAUGUUUUUUUUAAUUAUUGACAAUAUUAAAAUUAAAAUAGUAAAUAUUUAAGAAAUA